This is a messenger RNA of Tetranychus urticae (two-spotted spider mite), 1757 nucleotides long. The record is from RefSeq and is a predicted model, not a curated record. NCBI's taxonomy places the organism in Eukaryota, Metazoa, Arthropoda, Arachnida, Trombidiformes, Tetranychidae.
AAAUCAAAAAAACCGCCAAAAGAGUAACAGAUAAUCGGAUCAAUAUUGGUAUCUAUUGAAUCACGUCAAAAGCUAAGCUCAGCUUACCGCUUGAUUUUUACCUUUGUUUAUAUUAUUUCAAAUUUGAUUGCUUGUGUUUAUCUGUUCCUUUUGUCAACUUGUGUAUUGACCAUUAUGAUGAGCGAUAUUCUUGAUAACCAUGAACCAGCCCCUAAACAAUUAAGGCUGUCACCUAAAUCCGCUGGUGGAGAAACUAAAGGCGUUUAUAAAACUGAAGAGCAAUGUAAUGCCUUAGAUUUAACUUCUUCACAGUUAUCAGGCUCAACCAUUCACUCCAAAGGCGAUAUUAACUUAUCCAUGAUUAAGUUUGUUCGUGUUUUGAACGAGGUUGCUGAUUCAAAAUUAAUUCACGUGGAAGGUGAAUAUUGUGGAGACAAAGUAGUAUUGACUCUGGAGAAAACCCCAUUUACCAAAGAAAAUGUGGAAAAAAUAAUGGCGGCUGCUGACAAAUCACUUCAAAAAGAUUUCAACAAUGACAUUUACGGGUUUUACAAGGCAUACCCUAAUCCCGAAUUGAAUGGUAUCAAGGCAACUAUUAUCCAUCCUGCUACCGAGCUUCACAUAAAAAAGUAUUCCGCACAAAGUUUCUGUAUGAUUCAAGAAUCUCCGGAAGAUUAUAAGAACAUAACACUACCUCAUGUUGAAUCUCAAUCUUUCUCAUUGGACUGGGUCUACAAUAUACUGGAUCACUCAAAUGAAACCGAGAGAAUCAUAUUUGAGGAUAAUGAUGAAGAUAAAGGAUUUAUUUUGGUCCCUGAUAUGAAAUGGGAUGGAGAAGGUUUAAGUAACCUGCAUGCAUUGGCGAUUGUUCACAAAAAAGAUAUCAAAUCUUUGAGAGAUCUUACAUCUAAUCAUUUAACUUUGCUGCACAAUAUUCGUGAGAAGGGCAGUUUGGCUAUCCACCAAAGAUAUGGAAUAAAAGAAAAUCAAUUGCGUAUUUAUGUCCAUUAUCAACCGUCUUUUUACCAUUUUCAUGUUCAUUUCGAACCUCUUGCUUAUCGAAGCUCGUCUGUUGAAAGAUGCCAUUUACUUGACCAUAUCAUUGAUAAUAUUACACUAAUGGGUGAUUAUUAUCAAAAAUCAACUAUUACUUUUCCAGUUAAAGAAGACAGUGAUUUAUAUUUAAGAUAUCAAGAAUCCAGGUCCAUGGAAGGCCAAUAAGUUCCGAAAAUCAUUUCAUUUCUGUCACCAUUAAAAAAUUUUCAAAAUCUAAGUGUUCAUAUUAUUCUAGUUUAUUGAUUAGGUUAUCCUUUUGUAUCUCAAUUUAUUUACUUCGAAUAAUAUAUCGAUUAAUCUCUGUAUUACAACUUUAUUCAUUCUUUAAUGCAUUUACAGUUAAGCUGAUAAAAUCGUGAUUGAAAUUUGUCUAAAAGUCAAACCAUUUGAAAGAAGAUAACAAAUAUGGAACAGAAAUAAUAAAUUAUGGACCAUGAAAGAAAUUUUCCCAGGAUAUUGAAGUACAAGAUUAUUGAUUAUUCUGUUUGAUUGCUCUACCUCUUGAAAGUUUACAAAUGAUCAAUUCAAUUGAAGACUAACCAAUUAAACAAAAAUACAUUGAAAUUAAUCAUGAGCUAUAUGAGUGACAAUCAAAUGACCUACAGACAAAAAGAUAUCAAAAUAAAUUUUAAACAGAAGUUCUUUAUCUUGUUUGGCACAGAAAACCGGAAUAAAUACUUAAUGAGAAAUUUUCUCUUGAA